AUGGGAGGGAUCUGCACCGGAUACGCCCGCGCAUUCAAGCUUUACAUGUCGAGAAAGAAGAAGAUAGAGAAAAACGAUGAAUUUGGCCCUCCGAUAGCUACAUGGAGGAACAACCUGUCCGCUGCCUCUCAGCGGCGGAACCUCAUCUUCGUAGCGCACCGCAGUGAUAUCUAUGUUUGGAUCCCGCAGGGCCCGCUCCAAUUGCUGGGAUGCCAACCUGAGAUGAUCAUCAAGCCGAUCAUGAAGGAGCCGCUUAAUGACGGCUACAUCGAUCGCGUCCACCCGCACACGGUCAACAACAUCAUCGUGGAUGACCUUGGCCGUGACGAAGUACUGUUGCUGGCAACAGACUCGGGCAACGUCUGCGGCUACCAUGUGGAGGCGAUCUACUCCGCGGUGAACCGGUGCGCAAGAAAUGGCUCUACACGGCCCUUUGACGGCUCGGAAGCGAGUCCCUUCUUCGUGGAGAAUGUAGGGAUGAGCGCCUGGGGUCUGGCAACCCAUAAAUACGCUCGCCUGAUUGCCGUCAGCGCCAACACUGGCCUCAUCACAGUCUUUGCUUUUGCUUUGGUUGAUCCCGCUGCGGAGGAUAAUGAUGAUACACUCGACGAUGCAGACCAGGUAGACCAGACCUGGGUGCCUGUGCAAAGCAGGAAACAGCUUUAUGAGCUGCAUCAGCUCAUGCCACGGAGCCAUCGAACACGGAACCUGCGAUUAACUUACAGAGGCCAUUUCGAUAAUAUCCCUUGUGUUUCCUUUGCCAACUUCGACCUUAGUCCUAAUGGAAUGUGGAUGGUCAGCACCGAUAUCAGCAAUCGACUCAUUGUAUGGCGUAUCUGGGACGACCUCUGGCCAUCACGGGUUUAUUACCCUGGACAUCCAACGAAUAACCCUCCUCAGCGCGGCUGGUCGGUGAUUCCUCUGGAUCCGCGGACCUUCAAACCGUGUGAAUCGAUAGAAGAGGCAUGUGGAUGCAAACCAGAUGCACAAACUGUAGCGCAACGGACCAUAUUGGACACGACACGGAGCAUCGAGGGUGUUCGUGAUGCAUCUCAGAUCUUCGUUUAUGGCUUCAAGCAUAGGGAUUCGAGCCGAGAUGUUGCACCUGCUCUCAUACCGGACGAGAUGUUCUCUGAUUGUCGAGUUGGUGAAGAUAACCGACCGCGUUCCUACAUCUGCGUCGAGCAAGGUUCUUUCCCGUGGGAUUCUGAAACGGUGUACGGAGUGGAUGGAGGAAGGGACAGCAAUAGUGUUGCUGUGACACCUGAUUCUGCCGUGGGAAACGAAAAGCGGUUCUCGACAAUUGAAGAUGGCAUUGGCUUGAGGCAUUUUACGAAGACCAAGCGCCCAGUGUCGCCUCUGAUCGGCGAGGAUGACUAUAACGACCAUCAAAAGGUGCCACCCUGCUUGUAUCCAGACGGAUCCCUGGGCGACCCCGAUCCUUCUCUUGCCUUGAUGAGGAGCAAGGCGCACCACCCCCCUCACCCUAAUUUCUUCCCGGUAAUCCACUUCUCCGAGCACCAUAUCAGUCUGGCCGCCUACCCCAUGGACUCAGAAUACCAAAUAAUCUGCCGAUCCCCGCUCUUCCAACGAAUGUCCCUGCACGCAGAAAUAAGCUCCCUCUGCGACCGCUUCAACAUGGUAAAAUACGUCCCUGAGCUCGGCCUCGUAAUAGCCGCAUCACAAAAGGGCCGCGUCGCCAUAAUAUCUCUCACCUGGCACGAAGAAAUCGGCUCCACAUUCCGACUGGAUUGGAUCGUUCCCUUCUCAACGCAAGAAGCGGAGGAAGAACGUCCCAUCAUCCCACUACUCGGCAUCACCGUCAGCCCGAUGCCAGGAUUCGAAAUCCCCCAAGACGUCCCUUGUAUCCCCCGAGGCGUCGACCCAACAAACUGGCAAACAUUUAACUACCGUAUCCUCAACCCGGAGAACGACGACAACGACAGCGAUGGAGAGAAUCUAUCCUCAUUAUCGUCUGCAGACUCCGAAAAUCAGGAAACAUACUCCGCAUCGACCAUCCAACCCCAGCCACAAGAAAUCAAGCCAGAGUCCGACACUCACUCUGCAAACCACAAACCAUCCGCAUCCAACUCCAACUCCACAGACAAGGAACCCCUAACCUUACCCGAAGCACACGCACAAGCCUCACUAGCAUACCGACCGCACGAAACGUGGCAUGGCUGGCAUCCAUCCCGGCACUAUAGGUUAAUGCUGUUGUAUUGUGAUCAUACGGUCAUGAGCUACGAAUUCUGGCACGACUUGAAGUGCUGA
Messenger RNA from Penicillium argentinense, 2271 nucleotides. RefSeq lists its product as uncharacterized. Lineage: Eukaryota; Fungi; Ascomycota; Eurotiomycetes; Eurotiales; Aspergillaceae. Bases 1 to 2271 code for a protein of 756 amino acids. The record is from RefSeq and is a predicted model, not a curated record. The transcript is spliced from 4 exons. Gene Ontology annotation, molecular function: protein binding.